CGCCCGUCCCUCUCUCUCCCUUGACACUCCUCUUGCUGGCAAGAACCCGGCCGGCGGCCGCCGCGUGAUUUCUUGCAGUGCAGAGGAAGGAAGUCAGGAACAAGGGAAUCCAUAUUUGGCGUUGGAUCCCUGGCUCCCUCCCUCUAGAUAGAUACAUAUAAGAUUUCAGAAGAAAAACGAGGCCCUUCUCGAUUUCUUGCAGGUGCGUGGUGCGGCGGCAGCGCAUGCGCAUUCUCUCCUCUCCCCGUCUUCCUCUCCCCGGACAACCCGGCCGCCGCCUCCCGCAUCUUCCACCCUCGUUGUUGUUAGAUUAGAAGAGUCUUCCCCCGCAUCGCCCAAGGGAUCCUCGCAUCCCGACAUCCGAUUUCUCUCCCUCCCUCCCUUCCCUUUCCCUUCCUCCUCUGCUUCCGGGGAGGAGGAGAGGAACGAGACGAAGGGCGGCGCACCGGGAAGGAGGAGGACGACAAGGAGGAGGAGGAGGAACACCAUCCUUCCUUCCUCUUGCACGCGGCCGGAGUCCUCGUCCUCAACCCUCCUCCUUGGCCGCCUUGGCUCCACUUCCGGGUGCCAUCACACCACCUCUGCCGGCGCCCACCGGCACCCAUGUCGCCCUUCUACCUCGCUCGCGGUGCUUCCAAGCUAGUGAGAAGGAUUACCUCGGAGACAUCAGUCGAGCUCAAGAUUCUCUCCGAUAAAUGGCGGCUUCUCCUCGCUGGCCUCAUUUUCCAGUACAUCCAUGGCUUGGCCGCUCAUGGGGUUCAUUACUUGCACCGGCCGGGGCCCACCCUUCAAGAUCUUGGCUUCAUGAUUCUUCCGGAGCUUGGGAAAGAAAGGGGUUACAUCAGUGAGACAUUGUUUACAUUCAUCUUCCUCACCUUUGUAUUGUGGACAUUUCAUCCUUUCAUCCUUCAGACUAAACGCUUCUACACUGUUCUGAUAUGGCGCAGGGUACUUGCGUUCUUAUGUGCUUCUCAGUUUCUUCGAAUAAUAACAUUCUAUGCAACACAGCUUCCAGGACCUAAUUAUCAUUGUCGCGAGGGCUCACCUCUGGCUAGAUUACCACCACCCCAGAAUGCAGCUGAGGUCUUUCUGAUUAAUUUCCCAAAAGGAGUGAUUUAUGGAUGUGGUGACUUGAUAUUUUCAUCCCACAUGAUUUUCACCCUAGUUUUUGUCAUAACAUACCAGAAAUAUGGAAGCAUAAGGUUUUGUAAGAUGCUUGCUUGGUGCAUAGCUGUUGCUCAGAGUCUUCUUAUUAUAUCUUCUCGCAAGCACUACAGUGUUGAUGUUGUUGUUGCAUGGUACACUGUGAAUUUGGUGGUUUUCUUUGUGGAUAAGAAGCUUACAGAACUUCCUGACCGAUCGGUGGGUUCCACAUCAGUACUUCCUGUGAGUACAAAGGAUAAAGAUACCAAGUUGAAAGAAGAAAAUACGAGAUUGCUGAAUGGUAACUCUAUGGAUUCAGCUGAUCGGAGACCACGAACACAAAUGAAUGGAAAGCAAAUUGAGAAUGAAAGCCAUGUUGGUAGUGAAACUGUGAAAACAUGAUAAACUCUGAUGGAUGGGGUUUUGUCAUCUAAAAGACAUUCCAGACAACUAGCUUUGGUGCCUAGCUCCUUGAUGACUUCAUGACAUGUAACUACGACCUACGAAGGAAAUAGUUUUACAUCUCGCUGUUCUAGGCAGCAGAAGUUUUGUUUGCAAAACUGUAUAUCUUCCUCAGCUGUCUCAUUGUAACCCCAUUUCUUUCUGGUUUCUUUCGUUUAUUUUCCAGCUUGGAAUUCAUAUUCUUUAUACCAAUUGUGUAUAGUUAGCACAGGGUUCUUUGCAUGUGAACAGUAAUCAUAUGGACAAUAUAAGCUUGUCCUUGUUAUAAGUACCCAUUGUUA
Molecule: messenger RNA, 1886 nt
Organism: Sorghum bicolor (sorghum)
Lineage: Eukaryota; Viridiplantae; Streptophyta; Magnoliopsida; Poales; Poaceae
Product: phosphatidylinositol:ceramide inositolphosphotransferase-like
Exons: 12
Coding region: 604-1545 (313 amino acids)
Biological process (GO): ceramide biosynthetic process
Cellular component (GO): Golgi membrane; trans-Golgi network; endoplasmic reticulum membrane
Molecular function (GO): inositol phosphoceramide synthase activity; ceramide cholinephosphotransferase activity; sphingomyelin synthase activity
Source: RefSeq, a predicted model, not a curated record